Pomacea canaliculata is the source of this 1834-nucleotide messenger RNA. RefSeq names its product transmembrane protein 69-like. The coding region runs from base 113 to 892 and encodes 259 amino acids. Lineage: Eukaryota; Metazoa; Mollusca; Gastropoda; Architaenioglossa; Ampullariidae. The transcript has 2 exons. The record is from RefSeq and is a predicted model, not a curated record.
GACCCUUCAGAAAGGCCAUGGACUUCAAAGGGACGUAACCAUAUCAGAAAAAUUGUACCACUAGCAGACUGCUGGUCAAAUUGUUUGAGAGCAAGAGUUCAGACAGACGGACAUGCAUCAAGUUUGUGGUCAGUUCUUUACAAGACUUUUAAGGUCAUCAGCCACUAUUCCGUUAGUCUCUCAGUUUCACCAUUGUAGACAUGUCCAGCAAGCAAGGCUUCUUUCACUGAAAGAGCUUCGGCCACAUGUGGGCAGCAAUCAGUAUCUUCCACAGACAGCACUGAUGGUCUUUAAAAUGGACAGACAAUGCCAGCAGUGGCGGACAAUCACAGCAGACAGUUCAACCACUGCUGUAACAAUCUGGAAAGACUUGAAGCAGAUACGUUCAUCUCCUCUUCCAGCUCUUGUAUUUGGCUUUUCAGGACUGAUUCCAUUUGCUUUUGUGCCAUUGUACAUGAUCACCACACAGGUCUACAGCCCAGAUUUAGAGUUUGUUCAGAUGGCGUAUGGAGCAUGUAUUCUUUCAUUCUUAGGUGGCACUCGAUGGGGAUACGUUAUCGCAGAGAACUCCUGUUUGAAAGCUGAUUGGCACAACCUUGGUUACAGUGUAUUUCCUUCACUGGUUGCAUGGCUUGGCCUUCUUUUUCCAUCACCUGUUUCCAUUCUUGUUGUAAUGUCAGGAAUUGCAGUGACAGCUUAUUUUGACACUACAGUGAAAGGUUACCCAUCUUGGUUCAAGGGCUUACGAUUUAUUCUUAGUUUAGGGGCUCUGUUAUCAUUGUGGUCUGCAUUUCUGUGCCGGUACAUGCUAAGUAGCGACUCAAAAAAGGAACUGGAUAGGAAGAAAAUAAUAAAAGGAGAUGAUGAUCUGGAAGAAAACAAGCAGAAAUAAACUAUUGUUGAUAUUUUGAUAAUUUUACAGCAAAUGAAGUAUAUACAAAGUGACAGCAUAAGAAAUUUUGUUAGAGGAGGGGAUGUACAUUUUAAGUUUUGUCAGCCAAUUGUUUGUUAAAUGCAGUUGAUAAACAGCAUUUAAUUGAAGAGUUAAAAGUGACCUUUAGCUGUCUAUAUUUUAAUGACUAAUGUUAUAAUAACUGUGAUAGCAUUUCUGAUAUCUAUUUGAGGUAAGGCAAUAUCAGUAACAUUUUUUGUUGUUUUUCUUUUGCUUAAUUUUUAUCUGAGAUGUAAACAUUGUGCUUAAGCUAUUGUUAAACAGUAUGUUAGAAACUUUCUUUGGGAAAAAAUAGUUUUUGUGAUAAUCAGCUGUCUUUCCAAAGGAGAUUGAUGUGGGUAUUGUCAUGUGUAUACACCUCACUAAAAGCCUUCAGUUAUGUUAGUAGUAGAAUUCAUUAGGACAUAUAUAUUUUAUUUGAAACUUCUUCUGUUGACCCACACAAUUUAUGCCUUAGUGUUAAAGCCCAGCCCAGUUCUUCACUGGAGAAGAAAAUGCAUUGCCCUUUAAAUGAGCAGUGGAAUUGCAGAAAAGCUACUUGAGGAAUGAAUGAUGAUGAAUAUUGAACAUAUCAAGAUGUGAAUAGCAAGUCCACAAAGCAGACAAUGUGAAUAAUAUUUUUAUCAGGAUAAAUAAUUUAUCAGAAAAUGUAAGAAGCAAAAUCAUGUAAAGAAAUUUUACCUAGGCAUCUAAAAGUGUUCAUGAUAUGACAUGGGGAAUAUGAAAACAUUAAGAAUAAACAGAAAAUAUGGAGGUAUUACAGCGUAAGAUUUUUAAAAAGCAAGAAACUGAUAUUUUAUUGUUAAUAGUUAUCAAAUAUUAUUUGACAUGCUUGAAAACAUAAAAAUAUUGUUUUUUGACAAUAAAGAUCCAUGAUAGGCA